UAACAAAAAUCAAAAAUAUAAUUCAUGUAAACUUUUAAAAUAAUUGUUAUCUUCUAGAAAAUUCGAAUAAUUUCUUUAAAAUUUAAGCAUCCGCUUAGGCUUAUUUUUAAUUUUUUAAAGUAAUCAAGUGUUUAUAACCCAGCUUUUACAUGUGGAUAUAACGACAAUAUAAUCAUGUCUGGUAACGAAGCGGAUACUGAAAAUGAAGCCACCUUUUUCGUGGAUCGUGCUCCUCAGGGACGUGCAGCUUGUAGAAAAUGUAAAGAAAAAAUUGCCAAACAAGAAUUACGGUUAGCAAAAUUGGCACCAAACAUGUUUAGUGAUGGAGGUGAUAAAAUGAAACAAUGGCAUCAUGUUGAUUGUAUGUUCGAAGUAUUAUUAAAACAAAGAUUAACCACUCGACGAAUUGAAGGUCCGCAAGACAUUGGUAAUUGGGAAAACAUAUCUGCAGAUGACCAAAAUCAAAUUUUAACUAAAUUGGACGAAUUUGAAAAAGAUAUGUUGCAAAAACAUGGUGAUAAAUUUACACCACCAAAGAGAUUAUCACCUCAAAAACAGCAAAAACCAAAAACAAUCGUGACACCCACUAGUUCGAAAGCUAAUACUUCAUCAGAUUACAAAGACCAUAAAGAUAAUCAAUUUCGUGAAUUUCGACGUUUAUGUACUGACAUAGCAAAUGUUAGCAGUUAUUUAGAAAAAACAGCCCUAGUCAAAGAAUUAUUUGAAAAAGGCCGUGAUGGAGAUGGUUUUAAAGGUGAUAUCGCACAAUGGUGUCGUUUACUAUUACCAGCUGCACAUAAGCGAGUAUUUAACUUACAAAACAAACAAUUGGUGAAAUUAUUUAGUCGAAUAUUUGGUGCGGAUGUCGAUGAUAUGAUGGAACACUUAGAACAAGGUGAUAUUUCAGAAACGAUUAAAGAAUUCUUUGAACAAAGUCAACGUAUUCAACCAACUAAAAAAAGUGAAUUAACAAUGGAUGAAGUUGAAGAUUUCCUUGAGGAUUUAUCAAAAGAAACGACUGAAGAUCGACAAAUAUUUUUACUUAAAAAAAUUGUAAAAAGAUGUACAGCUAACGAUUUAUUAACAAUUAUACGAUUAAUUAAACAUGAUUUACGAAUGAAUGCGGGUCCAAAGCAUAUAUUAGAAGGUGUACAUCCAGACGCUUAUACAGCAUUUCAAUCUACACACGAUUUAAACGGAGUAAUUGCACGCACUACAACCAAAAAUAUCGGCACGAAAAUAUCAUUAAUGACACCUGUAUUGCCGAUGUUAGCGGAAGCAUGUAAAACGAUUGAACAAGCAAUGAAAAAAUGUCCGAAUGGAAUGUAUUCCGAAAUAAAAUACGAUGGUGAACGAGUUCAAUUACAUAAGCAAGCGUUUCCACAUGGCGAGGAUUUGAUUCUAGAUAGUGAGAUAUUAAUGAUUGAUACGGAGACUGGUAAACCGUUACCCUUUGGAACGUUGGGUGUACACAAACAAAAUGAAAUUGAAAAUGCAAAUGUUUGUUUGUUUGUCUUUGAUUGUAUAUAUUAUAAUGGUGAGGAUUUAUCACAAAGACCGAUUAAGGAGCGAAAGAAAAUACUUAACGAUAAUAUGACUGAAAUAAAAAAUCAUGUUAUGUUCUCGGAAUUAAAAUUCAUUAAUAAACCUGAUGAUUUAGCAGUCAUGAUUGCAUACACUUUACGGCAAGGUUUAGAAGGCUUAGUAUUGAAAGAUUUGAACAGUAUAUAUGAACCAGGCAAACGACAUUGGUUAAAAGUUAAAAAAGAUUAUCUAUUUGAUGGUUCAAUGGCUGAUACUGCGGAUUUAGUUGUUCUUGGGGCAUGGUUUGGUACAGGUAAAAAAGGGGGUAUGAUGUCUGUAUUUCUGAUGGGUUGUUAUGAUCCACGUACAAAAAAAUGGUGUACAGUAACCAAAGUCCAUACAGGACACGAUGAUGCAACAUUAGAACGCUUACAAACUGAAUUGGAACCUAACAUGAUUAAAAUAAGUUGUGAUCCAAAUAAGGUUCCAAAUUGGUUAAAUGUAAAUAAAGUAAUGGUACCGGAUUUUAUUGCAAGAGAUCCGUGUAAGCAACCUGUAUGGGAAAUUACCGGUGCUGAAUUUUCCCAACAAGGUGUACAUACAGCGGAUAAAAUAUCAAUACGAUUUCCUCGUGUUACGAAAAUACGUGAUGAUAAAAAUUGGGAAACUGCAACAUCUUUACCAGAAUUACGGGAAUUAGUUGAAAAAUCUAAACAACAUAUGGAUGAUACGUUGUUUGAAAAAUUACAACAAUAUACAUCAUCGAAAACUUUUGAUAUUUCUAAUAUAGUAACACCGAAUUUCGAUGAUGUUAUUUUAGAAGUAAAUAAUGAUGAAUAUUCGAAAGAGAACUUAAAAGCUUCGAUAAAAAUAAAGUUAGAAGAAAAUGCAAUAAAAAAAGAUGCAAAGAAAAGAAAAUUAAAAAAUUUAUUGGAAUCACCUUCGAAAAUUAUUAAAACCGAAUUUAAACAGGCACCUAGUCAACCAUUUCCAGAUGUCUUUUCGAAUAUCAAACUGUUUGUAUCAAAAAGUUUAUCGAAGAUCGAAAAUAAAAAUACUUUGUUAAGAUAUUUUGUUGCUUAUGGUGGUACAAUCUGUAACAAACCUCAAGAAGCCCAAUAUGUUGUACAUGGUGAAAAUGAAAUUGAUAAAUUAUCUAAAAAAUAUUUACCAAUAAAUACAGCUGUCCACGUUAACACUAAAUGGCUUAUGAAUAGUAUAUUUAAAAAGAAAAUUCAACAGCCUCGUUUAUACAUGGUUACUUUAACAAGCUAAGUUAGUGGCUAUAGCUGUUUGUUUCUAUUAGAAAUUUGCGAUUUGCAGUCUUAACUACACAGCUAACAAGAUUACAACUAAAAUUUCGAGUUAAAAUGAAAAAUGUUUUUAAAAUCGAUCUCUUCCUUAAUUUUGUAUGAAUUUCAUUUACGUUUUUAUGAUAAAUUUGAAAGGUAUACAGGGUGAUUCAUGAUUAUAUCGACAAAUUUCAUAGUAACGAAGCGUUUUUGU
Chrysoperla carnea is the source of this 3030-nucleotide messenger RNA. It is a transcript of the gene DNAlig3, whose product is annotated as DNA ligase 3. Gene Ontology annotation, biological process: DNA recombination; mitochondrial DNA repair; DNA biosynthetic process. Gene Ontology annotation, cellular component: DNA ligase III-XRCC1 complex. The coding region runs from base 175 to 2799 and encodes 874 amino acids. The transcript is spliced from 3 exons. The record is from RefSeq and is a predicted model, not a curated record. NCBI's taxonomy places the organism in Eukaryota, Metazoa, Arthropoda, Insecta, Neuroptera, Chrysopidae. Gene Ontology annotation, molecular function: DNA binding; zinc ion binding; ATP binding.